Rotaria socialis is the source of this 594-nucleotide messenger RNA. The record is from the annotation of a GenBank genome assembly. NCBI's taxonomy places the organism in Eukaryota, Metazoa, Rotifera, Eurotatoria, Philodinida, Philodinidae.
AUGAUGAACGGUUAUUACAAUCCCAUUGACAAAGGAUUAAAUGAAGCACGUAGAAUAGUCAGUCAAAUGGGUGCUGAGGAUUUAAAACGAUUAAUGAGUAAUGAGGAUGAAGUCACAAAACUUGUACGAAAUUUACCUGAAAUUCAACAAAUGGAAACUAUUAAAGAAAGUUUAAAAGAAAGUAUUAAACUUUUAGCAAUGCGUAAUCUUGAACAAGAACCAAUGCUUAUUCAUGAAAAACAAAAACUUGCUCAACUACAUGAUGAACUUCGUCAAGUAAAAGAAAAGUAUGACAGUAUACGAGGAGAAUAUGACGAGCAAACUGGUGACACAAGUCCAGACAUGAUUUAUGCAUUAUUAAAAACAGCUGCAUCCGACCUCGAUCAAUCAACAGAAGAAACUGCUGAAUACUUUUUUAAUGUUAAAAGAACAGAAGAUGAAGUCACAGAAUUUGAACGUCGUUUUAUUGAAGACCGAAAACGAGCACAUGAACUAAAAGUAAAAGCUGACAAAUUUAAUGAAUUAAUGCAAAUGUCCCAAGCAACAAGCUAUUUGAAUUCUAAUCAACACAUGCGUACUGGUGGUUAUCAGUAA